Molecule: messenger RNA, 1231 nt
Organism: Pyrus x bretschneideri (Chinese white pear)
Lineage: Eukaryota; Viridiplantae; Streptophyta; Magnoliopsida; Rosales; Rosaceae
Product: molybdopterin synthase catalytic subunit
Exons: 3
Coding region: 544-1134 (196 amino acids)
Biological process (GO): Mo-molybdopterin cofactor biosynthetic process
Cellular component (GO): cytosol
Molecular function (GO): molybdopterin synthase activity
Source: RefSeq, a predicted model, not a curated record
AUGCCUUCUUUGAAAAUCGUCCCAAACCUAAUAGUGUAAAAUAAUCGCCAGAGCCGUCUAUUUUCUAAACAACAUUUAAAGAUUAACCAUGCUUAAAGUAAACAAAACAAAAGGUCAUUUAAUUAUUGAGUAAUGUUUUUAAUGUUUAAGCGAAGAAGACGAUUGGCGUAUGGAUAUUAGAAAACCAAAAAAGAGAUGGUUGCUGGCGUCGCCUUAAAGUCGUAAACAGAGUGUUUACCGUCGUCAACCUCCUCUCUCUCUCAUCUCUUAGCUACCCAUCUGCUCCAGUACCAUACAGUUUUUCACUUACUGUGAGUAUUGAGUAUUAAUACUAUCAGCAGGGGACAAAAAUCACUAGGAACUUGAGUUUUUUAAUUGUUCCGUUUGUGGUUGAUUCCUACUUAAGCUAAAACCUCCCCUUUCUGAUAAUUUACCAGAGCCAUCAGGUUUGAACUAUCAGCUGAAAAGCAAAGAGAAAUUGUGAGAUAAAAGUUGCAUCAUUCUUCAGAGCUCGGGGAUUCUGCAUUUCUGCUCAAGUCCCAGAUGGAGAUGGAGAUGGCUGAGGAUGAGAAAAAUCUAGUGGAAAUCUUAGAGGAGGAGAUCCAAAUUGACAUGGCCAAAUAUAUCAACUAUGUGAGUGCCCCACAGGCGGGUGCCAUUGCAACAUUUUCGGGUACCACGCGCGACACUUUUGAGGGCAAAACAGUCUUGGAGCUCAGAUAUGAAGCAUAUGUUCCCAUGGCAAUACGGUGCCUAAAAUCCAUUUGUUCAUCUGCUAGAUCAUCCUGGAAUCUCCUCUCCAUUGCAGUUGCCCACCGCCUGGGCCCUGUUCCAGUUGGUCAAACAAGUGUUUUCAUUGCAGUGUCAUCUAUUCAUCGAGUUGAUGCAUUGGAUGCUUGUAAAUUUGUGAUUGAUGAGAUAAAGGCAUCAGUUCCAAUAUGGAAAAAGGAGGUUUAUGCUAAUGGAGAGGUUUGGAAGGAGAAUUCAGAGUUCCUAGAGCGGAGGUUGGAUCUCGGGAAAAAAGAUGACAUGUAUUAUGAGAAGCAAGUCGAAGCUGAUUCUGAAAGGCAUAGCAGGAAGAGCUGUUGUGGGGCUAAGGUCAAGGUCACUGAGGAAGGAGACGGAAAGUCGUAGAGCUGUUUGCAAGGCUUUUUCUAUGUAAUGCAAUUUUACUCUUCAAAUACUUGUAAUGUUCUUUUUUGAUCAGUUGGUAUUUCUGGGUUUUUGAUUA